Pseudophryne corroboree (corroboree frog) is the source of this 5062-nucleotide messenger RNA. Its product is annotated as cathepsin D-like. Gene Ontology annotation, molecular function: aspartic-type endopeptidase activity. Gene Ontology annotation, biological process: proteolysis. Gene Ontology annotation, cellular component: lysosome. The record is from RefSeq and is a predicted model, not a curated record. Lineage: Eukaryota; Metazoa; Chordata; Amphibia; Anura; Myobatrachidae. The transcript is spliced from 9 exons. Bases 140 to 1336 code for a protein of 398 amino acids.
GUCACAUGACAGCUGGGUCAGCUGACACAUCUCAUGAGAUGACUGAAAGUGCUGGGUCAUUGAUGACAAAUGUAGAGGUAGCGGACACACUGCAUAUAUAUACAGAACAAAGCUGCAGACGCACCCUGAGGCUGUCACUAUGGAUCUGUCAAUAGUGUGGGCUCUGCUUCUCUGUGCUUUGGUCCAGCAAGGGUCAGCACUCAUCAGAAUACCACUAACAAAGUUCACCUCCAUCCGUCGGACGUUUUCUGAAACAUCUGGGGAUGUGCAGAAAUUGAUUGCACCUGAAGGCUACAAAAAAUAUUACCCAGGAUUCCCACCAAAUGGAGGACCCACACCAGAGAUCCUGAAAAAUUAUCUAGAUGCUCAGUACUAUGGAGAGAUUGGCAUCGGAUCCCCUCCACAGACAUUCACCGUUGUGUUUGACACAGGAUCUUCUAACCUCUGGGUACCAUCAAUACACUGUUCUGUGCUGGACAUUGCCUGCUGGAUGCACCACAAGUAUGAUUCUUCCAAAUCAUCCACCUACGUGAAGAAUGGCACAGCAUUCUCUAUACAGUACGGCAGUGGCAGCCUGUCUGGGUACCUCAGCCAGGACACUGUGACGAUUGGUAACCUGGCUGUGAAAGGGCAGCUAUUUGGGGAGGCUAUCAAGCAGCCCGGUGUUACCUUUAUAGCAGCCAAGUUUGAUGGCAUUUUGGGAAUGGCGUACCCUCGCAUCUCUGUGGAUGGCGUCCCCCCUGUUUUUGACAACAUCAUGCAGCAGGCAUUGGUAGAGAAAAAUAUAUUCUCCUUCUACCUCAACAGGAACCCAGAAUCCCAGCCCGGUGGCGAGCUAUUACUGGGAGGCACCGAUCCCAAGUAUUACACAGGGGACUUUAACUAUGUGAAUAUCACCCGCAAAGCAUACUGGGAAGUUCACAUGGACCAGCUGGGUGUGGGAGACCAACUCACACUGUGCAAAGGCGGCUGUGCAGCCAUUGUAGAUACUGGAACCUCACUGAUCACCGGCCCAAAGGAAGAAGUGACUGCGCUGCAGAAAGCUAUUGGAGCCAUCCCACUGACUCAGGGAGAGUACAUGGUACCGUGUGAUAAAGUCCCCUCAUUGCCUGUCAUCUCUUUGACACUUGGAGGCCGAGGAUACACCCUGACUGGGGAACAGUACAUACUGAAGGUGACACAGGGGAGCCAAAACAUCUGUGUAAGUGGCUUCAUGGGUCUUGACAUUCCUCCUCCAGCCGGACCUCUCUGGAUAUUGGGCGAUGUCUUCAUUGGACAAUAUUAUACAGUCUUUGACCGGGCUAACGAUCGAGUAGGGUUUGCCAAAGCCAAGUGAUGAGACAGUCAUGUACAAUCACCGCUUGUUCUUCCCAGGAACUUAAUGCAAUUAUAUCCCUUACAGAUUGACAUGUAACCGCUGAGCACUGUGCCAGUGGCAUCAUCCAUCUUAUGCCAUUGGUUCCAGAGUGUUAAACGUUCUUGUUGUCCAGUCAGUAGGCACUGAACAGCUGAAACCUAUCAAGAUUCAGUGCCUGUUAUUAGUAAUUUAUUUUAUCGCAUGGUAGAAUAAAUAAUGAUCAAUAAAUUAAGACAACAUGCCGCAAUCUCAAGUGUGGCCGUGGAGCAGAACAAUCUUAAGUACUGUAGGUCAUUUUCAGUUUUCAGUAACUUGGAUUGUCCUGCUUGCAGUGUAGUCCAGCAAUCCUCAGGUUUAACUACUAAAUUUCAGAUUAAUGCAAAGGGAUAGAUUGUGUGAGAAAUUUUCACAGUGCACAACAUACUGUAAAUCCGUUAACAUGUGACAAUCUUGUAUGAACUGUGCCACCCCAAAAAAAAAUAUCUAUAGUUAUGGAAAUCAGAUGAGUGCAAGAACACUUCACUGGUGACAAGACCUCCAGUAACCUUGCUACAGAUCUGCCUGUAUGUGGCCAGUUUGUUCGCUAUUUUAAAAACAAUCAUACAGAAUGAUGUACAUUAUUAGUUUAAAGCCACGUUCAAACAUUUUCGCUAUUGUAAGCCACAGAAAACAAUCUGGAACAUCCUGAUUGUUGGCAAAGCCCCAAACUACUGUGACAAGUACGAGAAACAAUUAGGUUUUGUUCAGCAGUAAACAAUGACGGCCAUAUUCCUGGGCUGUAUCUACUGUACCUUUUAACAUGACCUACUUCCCGUGACACACAGUGUUUCAACAAAUAUCACACAACUGGAGAGUGAAGCUCCUUUAUAUUGGCUGUGCUAAUCUGCUACAUAACACUAUUAAAUAGGUCAGGAUCUAAGACUGUGUAUUUCAUGCAAUCUCUGCCUUGUAAGACUGAACCCCACUGUUUUAAAUUGAGUAAUGUUUAUAGAAUUUUACAGAAUAUACCCAAACAAUAAAAUAAUAUAGUUGAAACAGAUUAAAUGUGGCACAAAUGCGACAUACUGUACAGUAAGUAAUAUCAUAGGGCAGUGUACAAAAAUGAAGGACGUAAUCCCGAAAAUAGGAUAUACAUAGUACCCCACCUCUUAUAAAUAUAACAUAGCAAGACCCCAAAGGCGCCAUUUGGGUUUACACAGCUGGAGGCGAUAGAGAAGUACAAGAGACAAAUAACAUAUAAAAAAAAGCAAAAAAACAAAAUACUCCACCACCGCAAAUCCGAAAUGUACUAACUGCAUACCAAGCAAUAUAAAAUACCAAAAUAUAAAGCACCCACAUCUGCCCGAACAACAGAACUACACAAUUACCCCCGAUACAAACCUCCCUGUAACCCCCCAUCCUGUAUGAUCAAUAUACAACCCCUAAGAACCCGCAACCUGGAGAAAGGUAAUAAAGCUACAUACAGUAUAUGAUGAGGGCAAUCGACUAAUGACCCAAAGUUAGUGUAGACCCAGCUCUCCCACGCAUAUGAAAAUGGAGUUAUCAUAUAACAAAUGAUGAAUAUGAUAUGAACACGUGUAUAGCACACAUGAUAUACAAUUUCACAUAAUUAGAAUUAGCAUCCCAAACAGAAAGGCAUACUGACAGGCUUCAUAACUUUAGUCCGGCCAAGCCUCAGACCCCUGAAAGGAUAAAAUAACGAAGCAGUCCCUUCCCAACUCACUCGACGACAAAGAGGAGAGUACAUAGCUUACUGAAAUUACAACUCCCGUAGUCCCAGCAGAACCAAUAGGAUUGGAGACUGGACUAUAGCAGCAUCAAAAUAACCAGGAACAAGGUAGUUAACAAACUCACAGACAUGGGGAAAGAUAAAUCCAAGAAAUAAUCAGGCAUCGAAACUGUGAGGACUGCAGAUUCAGAAAUCGGAUAUACUUCCAACCCAACCUCUUCACGAGAUUUCCAAGGGAUGUAACAUGGAGAAGGAUAUCCACCUGCAUUUCCCCAAUAUUAUUGAGAAACCUCUGAGUAGAGGCAUUAAUAACUAGGAGGAUUUGUUGCAGAGAGCUAACCAUAUUAAAACGUAUCACCGAAGCUGCCAAGCCAACAGGAGAAAGUGUUACUUGAAGGAGUCCAGCCACCAGAUCUCACCAGCAGGCAAACAUCAGGCAGAAGAUGUGCAGAUAAAGUACCAGGAGAGAGUGCCAGUUGCAGUAAGCAUCCAUCACUGAAGCACAGAGAACAGCCAGCAGCGUAAUCCACAGCCCAAGGAGCAUAGGAGCAGCAGGAGGAUCUGAAUGACUGCUGGGGAGGACUACAGCUGCAAGAUGGCGACGGUCCAUGCCUACCACAUCCCAGACACCACAACAGAUGGACAGGAGCUGCGAUGGAAGCAACCAGGAGUCAGAAUGGAGCCCACAGAUAAGUGCCACACCAGGGGGCAGCCACGGGAGCCAGAGAGACAGCCAGCUGCUAGUGCAUCCAGGAUACAGAAAAGGAUGGUCGGGAACCAGACUGAGAAAACCAAGUGCCGGCAGCACUGCAAUGCAGUCUUUGGAGCCGAGGGAGAAACCAGAGGCUGAGACAGCAGGGACCUUCGGCUAGCAGGUAAGGAUACCUCAGGGAGGCAUGAGGGGGAAUUCCACCAGUGUGCUAGAUUAAAAGUGGAAACUCCAAACAAACAGAAGAUAUAUCCAGGAUUUUCAUGGGAGAGCUAGCAAGAUGCUUCCUACCCCAUGUUACUCCAGGCCAUGCCCCCAAGAGUGAGCCCCUUUUAUUUAUGUUAUAGAGCAGGUAAGAUUACGUGGGACUGGAGUAAGUACAAAUGGUAAUAAUCGGGUAUAUGGUUAUUGUUUCGUGGUUUUAGGAAUACAGAAAUCACAACCACUGAUGUAGUUUUAGCAUUCAUAAUUGCAUAAAGGACUUGAAGAUAUCACAAAGGUAUAAUCAUUGUCAUUUUUGUGUAGUUACUUGUGUUUUAAGAGCACACGGUACAUGUAUAUCGAUACUUCCAAGUUUUCCAAUAAUUAUGCUACAAUUGUUGUCAAAAUCAACUCUUUUACACUGGAUUAUUGUGAGAUGACCGAACCAGCACAACCUAUAAAUUGUCCAUGUGGCUUCCUCACAGAUGAGACAGCCAUUUUGUGGCUUGAGCCUUCAAUUGACUAAAAUGUAGGCACAUAACUGAGGCAUGGGUGAUGUCACUGGUUCUUAGUAAAAUCAUAGGCUACAUUUUUCUCAAUAUUAACUGAGCCCACAAAAUGGCUGCUACCACUGUGUAUAGACAAUAUGUACACUUUAAAGGCAUAUCAUUACUUAAUGUAUUAUUCUUUGCUAACCUAGUAAAUAGGUAAGCUAGGUUAGAACAAGCUAAUGCUUGUUGUCAUAAAAUAUAUUUUGCUAAUUUAUAAGUGAGGGCCAGAAGUUAUAUUACAUUGUGAAUAGUAGUGUGAUACUAACUGAAAAUCCUUUGAUAAUAAUAUACAGUUAGUGAUACACCUGUAUGUAAGGAGCACUGAUUUGAAUAACCAUUCUCGGCUGUGUCCUUUAACGUCUGAGGCCAACCACGUCAUAGGUGCCUUGUAUUUAUUGUGAUUACCAGUCCUGCUCAAAGGCAAUUACAAUCAAAGUCCAUGACUGUUACAUGGAGAUCAAAUAAUAUAUUCAUGUAUUCAAAUGUCAAGCAAUAAAGAACAAAUGUUCCAGUUA